Molecule: messenger RNA, 866 nt
Organism: Ipomoea nil (Japanese morning glory)
Lineage: Eukaryota; Viridiplantae; Streptophyta; Magnoliopsida; Solanales; Convolvulaceae
Product: probable histone H2A variant 3
Exons: 2
Coding region: 142-558 (138 amino acids)
Cellular component (GO): nucleosome
Molecular function (GO): protein heterodimerization activity; structural constituent of chromatin; DNA binding
Source: RefSeq, a predicted model, not a curated record
UCUGGUAGGCUAUUGUCCAUCUCUCCGCUCUAUCCUUCUCUCUCUCUCUUCGAACCCUCUCGCUUAGCUACUGCGCAAAAUCGAAACCCUCCUUCCUCUCCAUUCAUCUCUUUUAAAUCGGGAGAAAUUUAGGCGGGAAAGAUGUCGGGAAAAGGAGCUAAGGGUUUGAUUAUGGGGAAAACCUCAGUUGCUGCGGCCAACAAAGACAAAGACAAGGACAAGAAGAAACCCACCUCGCGCUCCUCUCGUGCUGGUCUCCAGUUCCCAGUGGGGCGUAUCCAUCGUUUGCUGAAAGAGAGAACCACAGCAAAUGGCAGGGUGGGAGCUACAGCCGCUGUUUACUCUGCCGCUAUCCUGGAGUAUUUGACUGCUGAAGUGUUGGAGCUGGCUGGAAAUGCGAGUAAGGAUCUUAAGGUGAAACGUAUCACCCCGAGGCAUUUGCAGCUGGCAAUCCGAGGAGAUGAAGAACUGGAUACGCUGAUCAAAGGAACAAUAGCUGGAGGGGGCGUGAUCCCGCACAUCCACAAGUCACUCAUCAACAAAUCUUCCAAGGAAUGAUAUGUCUACAAGAUUUCAUUUCCUGCCUGUUGGUUUGUGUCCGGAAACAACAUAUACAUGGAACUGUGUACUCAUCAGUUUGUUUCAAUGUUCCAUCUAGGUUCUGAUUAGCUGUUAGCGGGUGCUAUAUUGAACAUGGUUCGUUUAUGAUUUUAUGACCACCCUGUAAUGUGUUUACCCAUAUUGCAUCUAUCUAGCUGUGGCUCUACUCUAGGCUCGCUUUAGUUGUUCUGGACAGGGGUUCUCUGUUGAUGCUACUACAAUCACUUAUUAACUGAUUUUAAGGUCUUAACAUAGCUUGUGAAUCA